Messenger RNA from Pan troglodytes (chimpanzee), 1317 nucleotides. It is a transcript of the gene ATP6V1G2, whose product is annotated as ATPase H+ transporting V1 subunit G2. Gene Ontology annotation, molecular function: proton-transporting ATPase activity, rotational mechanism; ATP hydrolysis activity. Lineage: Eukaryota; Metazoa; Chordata; Mammalia; Primates; Hominidae. The transcript is spliced from 3 exons. The record is from RefSeq and is a predicted model, not a curated record. Gene Ontology annotation, biological process: synaptic vesicle lumen acidification. The coding region runs from base 133 to 366 and encodes 77 amino acids. Gene Ontology annotation, cellular component: vacuolar proton-transporting V-type ATPase complex; synaptic vesicle membrane; vacuolar proton-transporting V-type ATPase, V1 domain.
AGAGACACUCGGUGCAGGAGGCUGAGUGAGAAGGGGAGCACUAAGACCCAGGGGUAGUGGAGGACUGCAGCAACGAGCUGGAGGAGGAGAAGGAAGGCCCGGCGACUGAAGCAGGCAAAGGAGGAGGCACAGAUGGAGGUGGAGCAAUACCGCAGAGAGCGAGAGCACGAAUUCCAGAGCAAGCAGCAGGCGGCCAUGGGCUCCCAGGGGAACCUGUCUGCUGAGGUGGAGCAGGCUACAAGGCACCAGGUGCAGGGCAUGCAGAGCUCCCAGCAAAGAAACCGAGAGCGUGUCCUGGCCCAGCUUCUUGGCAUGGUCUGCGACGUCAGGCCCCAGGUCCACCCCAACUACCGGAUUUCUGCCUAGGGCCACCGUAGGGCCUGACUCCUUCUGCCAGUUCCCUCCCUCAAAGAAAUCCUCCAAUUAAAAUCACCUCCCACCAUAAUCCCUGUCUUCUUUCCAUCCCCUAGAAAUCCUGGGAGGCAGGAUCCAAUAAUUUUCCUGUGACACUUAUAAAUAUCCUGCUCACAUCUGAAUCUCCUUGUUGUUCUUUAACCCUCACUGGGACUUUGUAAACUUCCAAGUCAUUCUCACCUAAACCCUCUGUGAAAUUUGUAAUAUGGGGAAGUAGGAAUGUGGAAAACAUCCUGACUUCAGUGUCUGGCAGAUGUGGGUCCCUCUCUUGACUUGCUGGCUGUGAAACCAGGACAAGCUACUUAACUUGGUAGCCUCGAUGUCCUCCUCUGUGAAACUGGGAUGAUAAUAAUGCCUACCUUGUGAGGGUUGCUUCAAUGAUUAGGAAUCAUUCUGUAAAGUCUAGCACAGUUCCUUGCAUGUUGUAGCAGUGAUUCAGUAAGUAGCAACCCUGUGAUACUAUUACCACCACCUGCUCACUGGUCAAAACCUACACAGCUGUUUCCUCACGUCCAUCACUGGCUCUCUAAUUCCAUUUGUUCAUUCUGUGACCCUAGUUAUUUUCUGAAUAAUUGGUUCUUCUCUUUUCCCAGAGACCUUCUGAUCUCCAAAAAGAGGAGAUGACUACAUUUAGCCCCUCUCUUAUAAUUCCAGGUAGAUAACUGCGUUUUGUAGCCUCUCUUUGUUUUUCUUUUGCUGAUCUUUGUCUUUAUUAGAUUUUCCUCCUUUCCUAUUUCCCCAAAGACUUAUCAGAUGCUCAUUGCUUUCUAAGAUCUAAAAUGAUACUGUGUUCCCUCAUAUGCAUGCCCUUCCUUUCUAUAUCCUUGACACCUUACUUUCCCAUUGUAACAAUAAAAAAAGUAUCAAUAAAAUAAUUAUCAGCAAAUAAAUUGGUGAGUUGAA